This is a messenger RNA of Zymoseptoria tritici IPO323, 1698 nucleotides long. RefSeq lists its product as uncharacterized. The coding region runs from base 1 to 1698 and encodes 565 amino acids. Lineage: Eukaryota; Fungi; Ascomycota; Dothideomycetes; Mycosphaerellales; Mycosphaerellaceae. Gene Ontology annotation, biological process: secondary metabolic process. The record is from RefSeq and is a predicted model, not a curated record. The transcript has 3 exons. Gene Ontology annotation, molecular function: CoA-ligase activity.
AUGGACUACAUCUCGCACAAGCUCAGCCACCAGCCCGAGGACAUCCACGAACCGAUCCUCGUCGACGCCGACAGCCCCACUCGAUCACUAACCUGGCAAGAAUACGCCUCAGCAGUCAAACGAAUCGCCGUCGGUCUCAAAACAGCUGGUCUUCGACACCUCGACUGCGUCUGUCUCCUCAGCCGGAAUGACAUUUACUACUGGAUCCUCGGCGACGGCGUCGCAGCAGCAGGAGGAAUAAUCUGUCCCAUCGCCUCCUUCGCCAAAGUUGACGAAAUCGUGCGACAACUCCAAACGGUCGAUGCGAAAUGGAUCUUCGUCGAACCAGACUUGCUCGAGACCACGACCACCGCAGCGUCCAAAGCGGGUAUCCCUCCUUCUCACAUCUUCCUCUUCGAUGCACAGAUUCCGGCACCAGCGGAUUUCAACCAGGACCUCACACUCUCCCACCUCCUCACCUCCGACCUCGCCGCCUGGCAUCCUCCCUCUCAAGAUUCCACCUCCUCCCUCCAGGAACCCUGCGUCCUCCUCUUCUCCAGCGGCACAACCGGCCACGCCAAAGCCGUCUCCCUCUCCCAAAGCGCUCUGAUCGCCCGCUUCAACCUGCACUUCAAACACGGCCAGCACUUCCCUCCUGGAGAGCGGACACUCCACUACAUCGCCCAGCAACACGCCAGUUCGCAAAGCGUACACAACUACGCCACUACAGGCGCGGCUCAACUGUACAUCACCAGAAAACAAGACGCAUCCUCAAUCAUUCACCUCAUCCAAGCGUACGCGAUCACUCGGAUCAUGGUGCACCCUCAAAUGCUCGAGGAGAUGCCCGUCGUGUUGAGGCAUGGUGGUGGAGAUAGAGAGAUGCUGAAGUCCUUGCGUUCGGUGGCGUCUGGUGGAGGAAUCGCUCGACCGCAAGCUUUAAAAGAGUUUCAAGAUCUACUACAAGAUCCGGACGCACACGUCUCCUCCGCCUGGGGCGCCACAGAAAUCGGCUUCUCACCCGCAAGUUCAAAGUCUCAGCCAGCAAUGGAAGGCUACGUCGGAAUCGUGCCUCCUCCGUCCGUAGGCGAGAUCAUUAUCAUCGACCCAGAAACCCACGCCCCCCUCCCACCCCCCACCACGGGUGAAAUUGCCGUCCGCGGCCCCACCCUCUUCAGCCACUACACCUCCUCCCCCUCCACCACCUCCUCCGCAUUCAUCACCAAUUCCCUCGGAACAUACUUCCGCACCGGCGACGCAGGCCACCUCUCCCCGACAUCUCCACCCCACCUCGCCGUCACAGGGCGGUAUAAAGCCGUCUUCCGCGUCGGAACGGAGGACGUGAUGCCGGAGGAAGUCGAGUCUGUGAUCAAGCAACUCCCGGGGGUGAAGGAUGUUGUGGUGACGAGUACGCCGGGGAGGAGGAGCGGGGGGUUGGAGGCGAUGGCGUAUGUGGUUGAGCAGGAGAGGGGGGUUUUGAGGGCAGAGGAAGUGGUGAGCUGGGUUGCGGAGAGGUUGGCGGGACACAAGGCGCCGACGGGAGGGGUGGUUUUUGUGGAGAGGAUUCCGAGGAAUGGGGUUGGGAAGUGCGUGAGGGGGGAGUUGGAGGGUGCGGUGGGGUUGGAGGGGUCGAGGGGGUUUAUGACUGUGAGGGAAGAAGGCGGGGUUGUUUCUGUGGAGGAGGAGAAGCGAGUCGAAGAGAGAUUGAGUCGGACGAACUGA